Sus scrofa (pig) is the source of this 1545-nucleotide messenger RNA. NCBI's taxonomy places the organism in Eukaryota, Metazoa, Chordata, Mammalia, Artiodactyla, Suidae. The record is from RefSeq and is a predicted model, not a curated record.
GUCUGUUUAUAGCAGCAUUGUUCACAACAGCCAAAACUUGGAACCAAUCCAAAUGUCCAAACACUGAGGAAUGAAUCACCAAACGGUGGUCCACCCAUACAACUGAAUGCUCCUCUGCAGACACAGCAACAAAGCACUCACAUGCUCCAAAAUGGAUGGACCUUAAGAAGAGUCAGACACAACACACCACACUGUGGACGCUGCCAUUACAUUGUGAAUGUUGGCACAGAGCUCCCUUGUGUGGAAUGAGCAUAAAUGAUGGUCACCAAGCCCUCUGGGGGGACUGGCAGUUGUUUCCCCAUUUUUCCAUAGUCUCAAUAGUGCUGACCCUCUCUGUGACUAAAUGUUUAUGGCCAGUCUCGAUGAGAUGUUUGCACAAAUGCCCCAAAGUGGAACUGCCUGUUUGAAGGUCUUUGCACUGUAAGGCUUCAGUCCAUAAUGCCAGCUGGCCCCUCACAUCUUUGCAUGGCCUGCGCCCCUCCCUCCACAUCCCCUCAUGCCCCCACAGAGGUCUCUUUCCCCAGGUAACAGGCCUUCUCUCCAGCAAAGCACCUGCCUCUGAGAAACGCACCUCCCUCUGAGCAAAGCACCUCCCUCUCAGCAGAGCACUUACCCCACAGGAGAGCGCUGCUCACACCGGGGACUUGUUCCAAGUACCAGGUUCCCCUCUCCUGAUGUCCUGUGUUCCUUUUCAGUUCCCCUGGGAGUGCGUCCACUUCGCCCUUAUUUAAUGGACGCCUGAAACUUCAGCUGAUGGGAUUCGUGGUGGCGACUGUGGGAUGGGUCCUCGGAACCACAUCCAUGGCUCUGGCCGAGUGGCGAGUGUGGUACGUCAACAGCACCUCGCUCUUAUCCUCCCACCUAGCCUGCGUGGGAGUGUGGAGAGCCUGCAUCUUCCGUCACGGCAACGGCCUCGACCGCGCCAUUGGAUGUCAGAGUUACAGCUACUUCGAUCCUUAUGUCCCAAUGGAUAUCCAUGUUGCUCAAAUACUCCUGCCGCUUGCCACCGUUCUAGGGCUUUUUAGCAAAGCUGCCAUCAUCUUUGCGCUUAAGAACAUGUACCUGAGCAAAGUGCAGAAGACCUGUGAUGCAUCUGCUGUUGCAGGAAUGCUGAGCAUAGCUGCUAGUUUCUGUAUCCUAGCUGCUGUGGUCUGGAACCAACUGUCCAUCCAGACCGAAGAGGGAAUUGCCUUCCCACCAUCUUUCAAUCUACCCUUCAAGCCGGACUCCCAGGAAGUCGGUGGGGCUGCUCUCAUGGCCUUUCUUGGUUCCUGCGGGCUCUUUUUCGGGGGGUUGGCUUACUUCUCUUACAAAUACCCACUAGACAGCCGAGUGCAUCCUACAACUUCAGAUACAUAAAAUUCCUCAUUGCAUUAGGCUUUCUAAACCCCAAAUUACCAGAGUUCAUUGGAAGUGUUACAUCAGGAUGCUGCGUCCCUUAGUUGUAAAGACUCUAGACCAUCACAAAUGUAGUUUGGGGCAGAUAAUGGCUGUUACCCUUUGUGGCUGCAUUCGGUUCCCUCGUUGCCUAGUUGAACAAAGAAA